This is a messenger RNA of Cydia splendana, 941 nucleotides long. Its product is annotated as probable alpha-aspartyl dipeptidase. The transcript is spliced from 3 exons. NCBI's taxonomy places the organism in Eukaryota, Metazoa, Arthropoda, Insecta, Lepidoptera, Tortricidae. Gene Ontology annotation, molecular function: serine-type peptidase activity. The record is from RefSeq and is a predicted model, not a curated record. Bases 23 to 853 code for a protein of 276 amino acids. Gene Ontology annotation, biological process: proteolysis.
CUGCUAAGUAAUCGCUUUCUUCAUGCGAUAUUCAUAUUUUCUAUUAAAUGUUCCAUUGUUUUCUUUAUCACAUAUUGUUAGCAAACCGUUCAGUCGCAUUGCAAGUGUAACGCCCAUUAUGGAGUCUCGUCGUCAAGCUUUACUUCUGUCUUCAUCAAAUUGCCAUGGAUAUUCCUUGCUCGAGUUUGCUAAAGAAGAAAUAAGCUCAUUUUUACAAAAAAAUAAUGUGCAUGAUCUAAUCUUUGUGCCUUACGCUCAAAAUGAUUUUGAUGGUUACACAUUAAAAAUAAAACAAAUUAUAGAUCCGUGGGGAUUUAACGUAACAGGACUGCAUACAUAUCCAGAUCAGCAAGCUGCAGUUAAUUCUGCUAAAGCAAUAUUUGUUGGUGGAGGCAAUACUUUCCUCCUCCUGAAGCGUCUUUAUGAAAAGAACCUGGUCAAACUUAUCAGAAGUAGAGUUGAUGAAGGUAACCUUUUGUACAUAGGCAGCAGUGCCGGAACAAAUGUGGCUACUAAAAGUAUAAACACAACUAAUGAUAUGCCUAUUGUUUAUCCACCAACUUUUGAUGCUAUUGGAAUUGUGCCUUUUAAUAUAAAUCCACAUUAUAUUGAAAUGGAGAGUAAGACUCAUAAAGGAGAGACAAGAGACCAAAGAAUCAAUGAGUACUUGGAAGUCCAAGGUGGUCUAGUGCUUGGUUUGCGGGAAGGAUCAAUGUUACAUGUUGAUGCAUCCAAACUAACUAUUAAAGGAAUUGCUGGUGCUGUUCUCUUCAAAAAGGGCCAGGCUAAAACAGAAAUCCCAGUUGGUGAAGAUGUUUCAUUCCUAUGCAAGGAUGUCAACAGUGUCAGCUAAACAUUAGUUCAUUAGAAUCUACAUGAAGUUCAGUGUGAUUCAUUAUAAUCAUUAUCAGGUAUACACAACAAGUAAAUGUUUAUUAAGU